Trypanosoma conorhini is the source of this 1287-nucleotide messenger RNA. RefSeq lists its product as uncharacterized. The record is from RefSeq and is a predicted model, not a curated record. Lineage: Eukaryota; Euglenozoa; Kinetoplastea; Trypanosomatida; Trypanosomatidae. The transcript has a single exon. The coding region runs from base 1 to 1287 and encodes 428 amino acids.
AUGCGUGACAUGGGGGGCGUGUGGUUUGCGAACAUCAUGUCCUUCUUUUCUGGUCUCUUCCUCUUCCUCCGCCCACGGCAAACAAAAGGCACUGGAAGCCGUUGCAGUGUAGACCUGUUGACGCUCAUGCAGAGGCGACGAGUACGCUCAGUCUCGACGCGUUCAGGCGCACGGUGCGAAAACCACCGCGGAGGCGCCGUCAGCUCGCGAGAAACAGUGAAGAAGCGGCGGUCCUCGAAGGUGCCCUUGUUAGUUGAACGAUCAGCGAACAGAAAUGAGCUCUCGCAGCAUGAUAGUGAAACUCCCGCGUGUGAAAGAAGAUCACAACUGGUGUUGCGGGGUGAUUGUACUCAGCGGCCAUCCUCUGCUUCUUUUUCCUCGCGCCAAGUGAACAUGUUACCUGCGUUUUGCGUGCCGCACUAUCGAUGGUCGCCGCUGCACACAUCUUGCGCUCACGCGGUAGCGGAGGAGCACGAGGCUGUUAUUCAGUGGUAUGAACAGAAUAUACGACCAGGUGAUGUAAAUUUAGACGACGAAGUUGGAACUGCGUGGCUUUCAACGGCAAGGUCACGGUGCGACGCGCUGUGCACGUUUGCACAGGAGCAUCGCACCCUGUAUGGCUCUCUAGACGCGGACAAACUUCAAGAGAUGGAGGCGUGUUUGUUUCGCCUAUUGCUCUGUGUAAAGGGGGCCGAAGAGCAUUGGAGUUUGCUCUCAACCAGGUCGUCUGUGGGCGCGUCACGGAAGACAACUAGAACUGCGUGUCAGCAGACUGUACCGCGUGAGAAGCACAUUAGCUUUGCGAAACCUUUGUUUCACUUUUUUUCUUCCGUGUCAUUGCCUGAGAAUGACGAGCCAUCGGGAGGUAGCUUGGCCGGUUUCGCAUCCUUGGCCUUGGCAGAGGAGGACAGUGCAGCUGAGGACGAAGACGUUGCUGAUGCCCCCUACAAAGGCCGGAGCAGUGGCGUCUACUACGGAGACAUUUUUUCUGCGCUAGAAGUCGUUGAGGCAAUUCCUGCUGAGCAACCUAUUCUUGAAGAGACAAACGCGCUUUCACGGCCACAGCCGCAGCAAAGAUUGAGUGGCCCAAUUGCUACGGAGUGCACAGUCGAAAAUGUGCUGCAUCCGGUUUUCCAUCCCUACCGGCUCUUCCUUACGAUUUUCGGGCUCGGGUCGGGGGUAUGGCGACGGAGAAGAAUACCGCCUUGGAAGAAAAUGUGGUUGUAUAUUUUGGUUACCAGCGCCUGUUGCGUGCUUUCCUUGCUGGUGGUUUGCCGGCGUUGGUAG